This is a messenger RNA of Hydractinia symbiolongicarpus, 1809 nucleotides long. Its product is annotated as solute carrier family 25 member 36-like. The coding region runs from base 589 to 1626 and encodes 345 amino acids. Gene Ontology annotation, molecular function: pyrimidine nucleotide transmembrane transporter activity. The record is from RefSeq and is a predicted model, not a curated record. Gene Ontology annotation, biological process: pyrimidine nucleotide import into mitochondrion. Gene Ontology annotation, cellular component: mitochondrion. The transcript has a single exon. NCBI's taxonomy places the organism in Eukaryota, Metazoa, Cnidaria, Hydrozoa, Anthoathecata, Hydractiniidae.
GAUUUGCGUUCAGUAGUAGAUGGCUUCAAUGGGCUGACAAGGCUGCUCAAACCCUUGAUCUGAUAUUCACGUUCCACGUGGAAUAUAACAAACUUUUGCUUGCAAACAUAUCGAGUGGCCCCAACAUCCUUGGGGAUGAGGUUGAGGGACCGUUUUCUUAUUUAAAAGAUAUUUUUCAUCUUUUACACCCAACCUUGCGCUUCCAGCAUCUUUUGUUAUCCGACAUCUUUUGUUUUCCGUUAAUGAUGCGGAAAAAAGGUUUCUAAAGAGAGUGUGGUUUUGCAAAAGUCUGACAUCUUAAAAUUCCUAAAAACUAAGGGUUGGGACUGAAGUUCAUCAACCAUUCACGAGGUUUGAAAUUAUUACAUUAAGUUACGAUUAAAACCAGCGCACGUAGCUGGUUAAUUUUUUUUUAAUAAAAUUCUCCAUGUUUGUUCCAUCAACAUUUCAAGGAAAGUGAUGGGACGUGCUAGAUGACUAUAUCCUGUAUAGCAAUUAUGAAAUAGUAAGAUAUCCUAGUUUAUCAGCUCUGUGGUAUUUUAAGCUCGUGCUUCCAAAAAGUUAGCUAGCUAUAGAUACCCAGAUAAGAUGUUACAUUCAGCAAAUACUGCUACAAAAAAAUCGCAGUCGUCUGUGAUGUCGAGUACUCAAGUCAAACAAUCUGGGAAACCUUCUCCUUCAAGUCAACGGAGUAUUUUUAUAAACUUUAUUGCUGGUGGAGUUGGUGGCACUGCUGGCGUAGUUGUGACAUGUCCACUAGAUGUUGUUCAAACGCGAUUACAGUCAUCAAUGCUAAGUCUACAGACAAGAAAUGUUUCAUCAACAGCUUUAGCCAGUACUACCUCACAAUCUACUGUGAUUAAUAUGAAUUCAAAUCGCUUUGGACUUAACGUUUUUUGCUAUAUCAAGCACAUGGUAAAAACUGAGGGCAUAGGUGCCCUUUACAAGGGACUGGUUCCAAACUUAAUUGGAAUUGCUCCAAGUAGAGCGAUAUAUUUUUCUGUUUAUACUAAAACUAAAACAUUUCUAACUUCUACUCAUCUUUCCAACAGUUCAUGGACACAUAUGCUUUCAGCAUUAAGUGCAAGUUGGUUGACGUCAACAAUGACAAAUCCUAUAUGGUUUUUAAAAACACGUCUGCAGCUAGAUAUGACUUCGACGGGCAAAAGAAGACCUUUGGUAGAGGUAAUUAAGGAGGUUUUUCAAAAUGAAGGAAUACGAGGGUUUUAUCGUGGUUUGUCUGCAUCCUAUAUUGGUGCAGCAGAAACAAUGGUCUAUUUUGUGUUGUAUGAAAAGCUAAAGAUUUUCCUGACAGAUGUAAAGGUUUUAGAUGAAAAACUUACUUCCAUAGACUAUAUUACUGCAGCAUUUCUUGCAAAGUCUAUUGCAACUGUAUCUGUUUACCCUCAUGAAGUUGCUAGAACUAGGUUACGACAAGAAUCUUCAAAGCUAGGUGGCAAGAAAAAAUAUUAUGGAUUCUUUCAAACACUUGCAAAAGUUUAUAAAGAAGAACAAAUGGCUGGUUUGUAUGGAGGCAUGGGAGCGCAUCUAAUGAGACAAGUUCCAAAUACGGUCAUAAUGUUUCUAACAUAUGAGACUAUAGUAAAUUUUUUUGUCAAUGAUUAACAAGGAUAUUCUCAGCCAGAACUGUUUUUAUGGCGACACAAACCUGUUAUUCUUUUUGUUGCUUCUCUUGUUGUGUCACUACACAUAUUGUUAUGGGUUUAAACAUUCCUGCAUAAAAGUAUUUUGUGUGUGUAUAAACAUUUGAGUUUCAAAAAAAAUAAUAACCAGAGUAGAAUACGGAUA